This is a messenger RNA of Oikopleura dioica, 2178 nucleotides long. NCBI's taxonomy places the organism in Eukaryota, Metazoa, Chordata, Appendicularia, Copelata, Oikopleuridae. The record is from the annotation of a GenBank genome assembly.
AUGUCGCAUAGUGUGAGGUCCGAUCGCGGCUCUAGUCGCAGGUCAAGUACGACUUCGGACUUCUCCGAAUCUGACUUCAAGCGGCUGGAAGAGCUGCGGGAAAUCGGCAAGUCAGCGAAAAGAGAAGCGCGGGAUUUGGAUAUUGAAUCGAUGCCCGACUCGAUGAUGUCCAGCGCUUCUACUGCUCUGACAAAGGCGGAAAGAAAGAGGCAGCUAGCGAUCGCAAAGACGCAUAAACUCAUUUUGACGAAGAAACCUCGUGAGAUUUUGAAAGAAGAAGAGUACUUGUCCGACAUGGACAAGCUGAUUACAAGAGAUUUCUUCCCCCAUUACGAUCACGUAAAAGACCAGCACGAUUAUCUGAUAGCUGAAGAGGAGGGCGAUGUGGAAGCGAUGCGCGAAAUUCAAAUGAAGCAUAAGAAGCGACAGGCGGAAAGGCCGACUACUGGCGCUUGGACUGUCGGUGGAACUCCUUUUCUUGAGGGUACUCCGGCACCAGAUGAUCGCUCGCCUGAUCGCGAAAAAGACGACGAAAAUGACUCAGACGAGGAGCAAGAGAAAGAAAAAGCUCCAACUAAGAAAAAAUCGCGAACAGAAAACAUCUCCCUCGACAGAUACUGCACCAAGUUCACAUCUGAAGACAACGACUCAUUUCAAAAAGUUCACAAAUUCACAGAAGACAAGAAAAAAGAGCAAUAUGCGUUUUUAUAUGCUGCGCAGGAGCAAGGAGACAGGAUGUGUGAAGACAAGGAUGCCAAUAAACUUAUGGCGCCCGAAAAGAUUCUCGCGAUUGAAGACGCCCGUGAACCUGGGAAGCAGAAGAAAGCUGGCGUUGGGAACUGGAAGUACACUAACAAGAAUUCUCUUUUCUACGGCGCUGAACUCGAGGCACAGAAAGAAUACAUCUUCAAGAAACCUCCUCAGCCCCGAGAAAUCGUCCACGAAAAUACAAGAUUCAAGAAAGACCCUUUCCUCCGUCCUGUUGCUCCUGAUCGUGUUGCUACUCUUGUUCACAAUAGAAUCAAAAAUACGCUUAAAGAUGAUGGAAAAGUCGGCAUUGACGGAAAACCAAUUACACCUGGUCGAUAUGGUCUUUUGGCCACGCCAAGUCCAAUGCCCGGCGUGGAAGACUCGCCGUUCAUGACUUGGGGUCAACUUGAAGCUACUCCUCAGAGAGCGAUGACGCCAGGAGGUGCUUCAACGUCAGAUUCAAAAGCUCCAGGCGUCAGUACCAUCGCAUCAAAUGCACCAUCUUUCCGCAUGGACUCAAUGAAUGAGCGAGAAGAGCUGGCCCAUAGAUUGACCGAAACCGCCUUCAGCGCAAAGAGAAAUGCAAAAGAAAGAACCCUAUCAGGCGCUAAGAAAUCCGCCUUCGGAACGACUCCCCACAGACUCGGGAAAUCGAUGGGCAAGACCCCAGAAAUGCGAUCGCCUGCUCUCAAUAGUGAAAUGGAUCUUUUGAAACAACUUGUUGGUCCAACUGGAAUCAACCUUCUUACUGAAGAAUGUACUGUUAAAUAUCUCGAUGAGUUUGACAUCCUCGACCAAGAUUGCUUCAAAGCAACUCUGGCUAAAGGACUUGGACUUGCUAUCAUUGCUGGAAGCAUUCUCGUCAAGGUCCCACAAAUUCUGAGCAUCAUCGGAGCUAAAUCUGCGGCUGGCCUCUCUCUUUUCUCUGUUUUGUUGGAACUCUUCCCAUGUGCUACCCUCAUCGGUUACGGACUUGCCUCUGGCUUCCCUUUUUCAUCAUGGGGUGAGUCUUUCUUCAUGGCCGUUCAAACGAUGAUCAUUGCGUUCCUCAUCUGUGACUACACUGGACGGAGAGGUCUUGGGCUCAUGCUCAAUCUUGCCUACGCUGGCUUCGUUUACGUACUUAUUUCUGGCAUGGUCACUGUCGAGCAGCUUCAGGUUCUUCAGCUUUGCAAUCUUCCAGUUACGGUUAUCUCCAGACUUAUCCAGGUCGUUACAAAUUUCAAAAAUGGCCACUGCGGAACCCUUUCCGGAGUUACUUGUGGCAUGCUCUUUGCUGGAGGCCUCGCUAGAGUUUUCACCUCCUUCCAGGAGACUGGCGAUAUGGUGAUGAUAAUGAACUUUUCUGCCUCCACUUUCAUGUCAUUCCUCUUAUGCUUGCAACUUGUUAUUUACAAAGAUGUCAAGCCUGCUGGAAAGAAGGAAUAA